Messenger RNA from Encephalitozoon romaleae SJ-2008, 756 nucleotides. Its product is annotated as putative Arf GTPase activating protein. NCBI's taxonomy places the organism in Eukaryota, Fungi, Microsporidia, Unikaryonidae. Gene Ontology annotation, biological process: COPI coating of Golgi vesicle. The transcript has a single exon. The coding region runs from base 1 to 756 and encodes 251 amino acids. Gene Ontology annotation, molecular function: GTPase activator activity. The record is from RefSeq and is a predicted model, not a curated record.
AUGGUAAUGAAUUUCAACAAAGAAGUCAAGAUACUUCGGGAUAUUGAGGAGAAUAAAAGAUGUGCCGACUGUUCUGGACCAAAUCCACCAUGGGCAUCUGUGACUUAUGGAAUAUUCAUAUGCUUUGAUUGCGCCAGUGUUCAUAGAUCUUUAGGAGUCAAGACUAGCUUUGUAAAGAGCGUGAAUCUAGACAUUUGGGAUGAGAAAGAGUACCUGUUUAUGAAGCAUGGGUCAAAUGAGAAGUUCAGAAAGUUCUUGGAGCAAUAUGGGCUUGUUGGGCGUGAAAUGAAUGAGAUUUAUAACAACAACCACAUCAAGAGAUAUGCUGCAAAUGUUAAGAGUCUUGUUGUAAAAGAGAUGGGCGAGGAGGCAUUCAACAAGGCAAAGAUCAGCACUAUUCCUAAAGAAUCUAAAGACUCCGAAGGAUGGAUGAAUAGAUCCUCUACGAAUUGUGUAAAUAGAAGUAGGGGCCCAUGCAGUACAACAGGGCUUGAAUCAACGAGUACAGGAUCAUUGCACAACUCUAUUGCAUCCACUUUAUCCAUUGUUGGAAGUGCGAUUUUUUCGAGUGCAAAGAUUAUCACCGAUAAGACCGUAGAGUAUGGAGGUAUUGUUGUCAGUUCUACAAAGAGCAUAAUCAAGGACAACUCCUCUUCGUUGGCAUCUAUCUUCAAGAAGAAGGAGUUGGCUCCGAAGGACCAUAUAAAAGUCCCAGAAAAGCAGGAAAUCUCUGAAAAGUCGGGCAAAUGGGAUUAG